AUGGGAAAAUCUGGGGAUAAAGGAAGCAACAAUGAAUGGUGUCGCUGCUUGCACUGCACAAUUGCAUUCCCAACGAACGAGGUUUCGGCUACCACUAAUGAUGUUGAAACAGUUUUGAACGAAAUAUGUGAAGUGCUCAAAGCCCAUGAAGACAGAUAUGAUGGUGUAAUUGUUGACAUAGAGAAUAUGCAGAACGAUGCUUGUUGUUUUGCAGCUUCACUGAAGGCAUCACUUUCUCAAUGGGCACGCCAGGGAAAGAAGGCGGUGUGGAUUAAAGUUCCCAAGGAACAGGCGAAACUAGUACCCGUUGCGAUUGAGGUGGGAUUUGGGUACCACCACGCAGAGCCUUCAUAUGUGAUGUUAGUGCAUUGGAUCCCUCAAACUCCCCCCACCAUCCCUGAUAAUGCUUCACAUCAAGCGGGAGUUGCAGCUUUUGUAUUCAACGAGGACGGAGAGGUUCUAGUAGUUCAAGAAAAGUGUGGCCCUUACAAAGAUUCCGGGUUGUGGAAGAUGCCAACAGGAAGAAUUAACCAGGGGGAAGGCAUUAAGGAAGGGGCCGUAAGAGAAGUUCAGGAAGAAACAGGGGUAAAUGUCACUUACCUCACCUUUUUCCUCUGAAUCAGGAUUUUUAGCUUAUGUUCAAUAUAAU
Messenger RNA from Cryptomeria japonica (Japanese cedar), 649 nucleotides. RefSeq names its product nudix hydrolase 8-like. The record is from RefSeq and is a predicted model, not a curated record. Lineage: Eukaryota; Viridiplantae; Streptophyta; Pinopsida; Cupressales; Cupressaceae. Gene Ontology annotation, molecular function: NADH pyrophosphatase activity; ADP-ribose diphosphatase activity; NAD binding. Bases 1 to 618 code for a protein of 205 amino acids. The transcript is spliced from 6 exons.